AUGUUCGUCGAGAGCUUCUACGCCCUCUGCAUCGCCUGUGCUGCUCUCUACCACUACACUCGGACGUCCGUCGAAUCCAACGAUGACCCUGGGUUCACUGCUUUUCAGAAGACAUACCUCACCGUAUACCUAAUGGCCGUCGCUGCUGACUGGCUGCAAGGACCACAUGUAUAUGCCCUUUACCAAUCAUAUGGCAUGUCCAAGCAUGAAAUCGAACUGCUGUUCAUCGCCGGAUUUGGCUCGAGUCUUCUCUUCGGGACAUUUGUCGGCUCAUUCGCAGACAAAUUUGGCCGUCGUAACAACUGUCUCCUCUACGGUAUUCUCUACGGGUUGUCAUGUAUUACUAAACAUUCCACUAGUAUAAAAGUGCUGAUGAUCGGACGACUCCUUGGUGGCAUCGCUACCAGCAUCCUCUAUUCAGCGUUUGAAAGCUGGGUGGUUUACGAACACAAUGAGCGAGGCUAUUCAGAGGCACAGCUUGGGACACUGUUCUCCCAUGCUGCCUUGGGAAAUUCUGUGUUGGCCAUUUUCUCUGGAGUCGCUGCUCAGAAAGUAGCCGAGAUUUAUGGAUAUGUUGCACCGUUCGAUUUUUCACUAAUCGUUCUCACAGUGAUGUGCAUAUUCAUCAUUCGAACGUGGUCAGAAAAUUACGGAGAUGAAAUAGCGCCUUUGCAGACGAUGUUCAGCAAGGCCAUUAACAGCAUAAGAACUGAUGUCAAUGUCUUUUGUAUUGGACUGGUACAGUCGUUAUUCGAAGGCUCUAUGUACACUUUUGUUUUGGAGUGGACACCCGCUCUCUCACAGGCAAUUUUUGCUGCCAUUCCACAUGGUUACAUUUUUGCUGGCUUUAUGGUUGCCACCAUGAUGGGAUCAUCAAUUUUUAAACUUCUCACGAAAACUCGUCACCCAGAGGAAUUUAUGAGGUACGUUCUCGUGGUGUCAGCAGCUUGUAUGGCCGUGCCAAUCAUCGUACCAACAAGUGCUGCGCUCAUCUUCAUUGCUUUCUUGACGUUCGAGGUAUGUGUGGGCAUCUUCUGGCCUGCAAUGGGUUGCCUUCGUGGCGCUUACCUGCCGGAGGAGACACGCUCUACCGUCAUCAAUCUCUUCAGAAUUCCUCUCAAUCUGAUCGUGAUAUUCAUUUUGUGGCAGGUCAGCAUUCCGGUUUUAAACCCAUGUGAUGUGUAUAUUUCACAGUGUUAUGCGGCUCUGUUUUGA
This is a messenger RNA of Angiostrongylus costaricensis, 1215 nucleotides long. NCBI's taxonomy places the organism in Eukaryota, Metazoa, Nematoda, Chromadorea, Rhabditida, Metastrongylidae. The record is from the annotation of a GenBank genome assembly.